AUGGAUUAUGAAGCUCUUCCAUUUUGGUGUCGUAUAUGUCAUGAAUAUGGUCAUUUGCAGAGAAAGUUCCCAAGAUUAAACCAAUUAGUCAAUUUAACUAAGAUUCCUUAUCAACCUAUCCCUAAGGAUGAUAAAGGGAAAGCUACUUUGUUAGAAGGAAUUACAUACAAGAAGGAUUUAAUUUUUACAAAACUUCAUAAUAAUAACAAAGACCAAAAGAGAACCCUCAAGGAUAGACAAGAAGAUGGGAUCUUAAAUCAAUUUGAUGCAUUGGAAUAUGGGGUUCAAGAGGAUGGGGUUCCAAUAGGUUUUAUUUCUAGUGUUGGUUCUUUGGGUGAGGAUCACACAAGUAUUAGAGAGAGCUUUAAAGAAUUCCUUGGCGAGGAAAAGCUGAAGGAGCUCAUUAAUUUUACUCUUCAUUACAUUGCUGACUUGGAUAUCCCUGUAAAAAGGGGUACCUUCAUAGAGUUCAGAAGUGGGAUGCUGAAUGUGUCACCUAUUGGUAGAAACUGUAGUCGAGAAGAAAGAGAUGAAUUUGAGCAGUAUGAUAAGAUUCAUGGCAUACGCAUGAAAAUGGUUGAAGUGCUUCGUAACAAAUUUGCACAUUUAAAGCUAACCUAUUCCAUUGGAGGACAAAUUAGCUUUGAUGUUUUUCCUCAGGGCUGGGAUAAAACAUACUGCUUGAGAUAUUUAGAGAAUUAUUUUAACGAGAUCCAUUUCUUUGGGGACAAAACCUACAAGGGGGGAAAUGACCAUGAAAUCUUUGAAUCAGAAAAGACAGUGGGUCAUACAGGUUAG
Cryptomeria japonica (Japanese cedar) is the source of this 798-nucleotide messenger RNA. RefSeq names its product phosphomannomutase-like. The record is from RefSeq and is a predicted model, not a curated record. NCBI's taxonomy places the organism in Eukaryota, Viridiplantae, Streptophyta, Pinopsida, Cupressales, Cupressaceae. The transcript is spliced from 7 exons. Gene Ontology annotation, biological process: protein N-linked glycosylation; mannose metabolic process; GDP-mannose biosynthetic process. Gene Ontology annotation, cellular component: cytosol. The coding region runs from base 1 to 798 and encodes 265 amino acids. Gene Ontology annotation, molecular function: phosphomannomutase activity.